Messenger RNA from Panthera uncia (snow leopard), 1049 nucleotides. It is a transcript of the gene PIGF, whose product is annotated as phosphatidylinositol glycan anchor biosynthesis class F. Gene Ontology annotation, biological process: GPI anchor biosynthetic process. The record is from RefSeq and is a predicted model, not a curated record. Gene Ontology annotation, cellular component: endoplasmic reticulum membrane. NCBI's taxonomy places the organism in Eukaryota, Metazoa, Chordata, Mammalia, Carnivora, Felidae. The coding region runs from base 174 to 833 and encodes 219 amino acids. The transcript is spliced from 6 exons.
CCCGGCACGCGAGCCUCCGGGGGGUGCAAGCAGCCCCCACCAACUGCCCAUGUGGCCGUCAGCGUCUGUGCCCCAUCCCUUCGGACGCCACCCUUCCGGAGUGACCCAGGGGCUGCCCUGAUGGACCGGCCCUCUUUUGGAGUCGACUUUCUAUAGCCACUCAAGAAAACACCAUGAAAGAUACUGAUAUCAAGAGACUACUGUAUACUCAUCUUUUAUGCGUAUUUUCAAUUAUCCUAAGCAUCUUCAUUCCAUCAUUCUUCUUGGAGAACUUCUCAAUAUUGGAAACACACUUGACAUGGUUGUGCAUCUGUUCUGUUUUUGUAACUGCCGUCAAUCUAGUAUUAUAUUUAGUAGUGAAACCAAAUGCAUCCUCUAAAAGAAGUUCAUUAUCAUAUAAGGUAACCAGGUUUUUGAAAUGCUGUAUCUACUUUCUUAUGUCAUGUUUCUUCUUUCAUGUAAUUUUUGUUCUGUAUGGAGCACCACUCAUAGAGCUGGUGUUGGAAACAUUUUUAUUUGCAGUUAUUUUGUCUACUUUUACUACUGUACCUUGUUUGUGUUUGUUAGGACCAAACAUCAAAGCAUGGCUGAGAGUUUUCAGUAGAAAUGGAGUUACAUCCAUUUGGGAGAACAGUCUUCAGAUCACUACAAUUUCUAGUUUUAUAGGAACAUGGCUUGGCGCCUUCCCUAUUCCACUCGAUUGGGAAAGACCAUGGCAGGUAUGGCCCAUCUCCUGUACGCUUGGAGCGACCUUUGGCUACGUGGCUGGCCUUGUGAUUUCACCACUCUGGAUAUACUGGAAUAGAAAGCAACUUACAUACAAGAACAAUUAAUUGGAGCAAAGGGAGAAGAUAUUUCUUUGUGCAGAUUCCAUAAAGACUGUGCAGAAAUGUAUAUGGUCUAAGCCAGGCAGUUCCAUUUACAGCACUGUUGUGUUUUUUUUGUUUUUUGUUUUUAUGUAGUUACAACAUGAUGUGAUUGUAGCUUUUUAAACUAUGAAACCCCUGAGAGAUUGUACCUUCUAGUUGAAAUAAAGUAUUUAUAAUAGA